CACACAUGCUGUUCAAAAUAUAGGCAUUCCUUCUACUAAAGCAAAUUUCCAGAAGCGUCAUAAGUAAUAUCAUUUUCUUUUUUCUUUUUCAUUUUCGUUCUUUCUGCUCUCUCUUCUCCUCAGGGAAAAUGGGGACGGCGAUUCUUCGCUCCCAGGAUUGUCUUCGAGGGCGGUUUCGCCACGAAGCCCUAACCCUAACCCCUCGCUCCGGAUCACGCCGAAGCCCUAAUUUUUCUAACCCGAACCCUAAUCCCAGCCCCAACUAUGGCUCUAACGCUAAUCUUCAUCAAUCUCGCCGCCGGAAGAGAAGUCCGAUGGGAUUCCAAUCCAAUCAACAUGAUCGCGCUCGAGAUCGGUACCCUGAUCGCUCCAUGGUUGCGAAGGUCCCGGCCAAAAACCUGGUGAUGGGCCAGGUCAAGAUCCUGAGGCGCGGGGAGGCCUUGAGCCCGGAGAAGAACAACCGAGGACUCGGAGUUGUUUCCGGCGAUGCUGGCAAGCCGAGGGCAAAGAGCGAAGAUGUUCCAGAUUUGGUACUGGGAUCGACGGACCGUUUGGGCCCCGACCCGGAGACCGUGCAGAAGCAGAUUAAGGUUGCAGAAUUCAAGGUCAUGGAUGCGAUUUACGCUGGAUCGAGCGCCUACUACGCGUCUCCACCCCCAAGCUCAGUGCCUUUGCCUGCUUUUUUGGGAAGAAACGGCACGGCGACGAGCGAUCUGCGUCGGCUGCUGCGACUCGAUUCGGUGUGACCACUCGGUGGCAUUCGAUGGCUGGAAAGCAGGGGAAAGGGUCUGGCUUGGCAAUCUGGCAGUAGGGGUGCUUGAAUCGAUUGAUAGAUGAUGAAUACGAGAGAGUGUUGGAUAUUGUUCGGUUUGUCUCAAUUGCUUCCUUUAUUUUUUCAAGAGGAAAGUUAUAUUGAGUGCUAGCAAAUGAUAGCGUGUUGCUAAGUUUCUUAAUAUGAAAGAAGAAGAAGAAAAGGAGUAAGUAGUAGGAAGUUUGGGUCUUGCUUUGUAUAUCCUCAAGUAGGAGUAAAUGUGUGAGUUAAUGGGCUCGUAGAAGUUAUAAUGAUGUAAUUUGAGUCUGCGUCUGUUUCGUCUUCUAUUCUCUCACUAUAAUGUUAGUAGUGUGUACUCAUAACUCAUCAAGAACAAAAGAAUGUGUUAGUUUUACAGUUGUUGGAAUAAAAUCCUAGAUUUGUACUGCUUAA
This is a messenger RNA of Prunus dulcis (almond), 1204 nucleotides long. RefSeq lists its product as uncharacterized. The coding region runs from base 129 to 746 and encodes 205 amino acids. The record is from RefSeq and is a predicted model, not a curated record. The transcript has a single exon. NCBI's taxonomy places the organism in Eukaryota, Viridiplantae, Streptophyta, Magnoliopsida, Rosales, Rosaceae.